AGCCAAGCAAUGACGGGAAAAGCCACCUCUGAGGCCCCUGACUAUGGUCCAGAGGAGACUGCAUCUAAGACCACCGAGGUGCCCACCACCGAGCCUUCAGGAGAAGUGGCAGCACCAGAGCCCGCUGACAAAGAGCAGGCUCCCGAGCCACAGGACCCUGCCUCUCAGGCCCCCGCCCCUGCAGCCCCCGCAGCCACUAAACCUGCACCCCCAAGUGAAGAUGUCCCCAGUGCACCACUGCUGCUGACCCUGGAGGAUGUGAGCAAUAGCUCUGUGACCGUGAGCUGGGAGCCCCCGGAGGAGCUGGGGAGGCUGGGACUCCAGGGCUACGUGUUGGAGCUCUGCAGAGAGGGAGCCUCGGAGUGGGUGCCUGUGAAUGACCGGCCCAUGAUGGUGACCCAGCAGACCAUGCGGAACCUGGCUCUGGGAGACAAGUUCUUCCUGCGCGUGGCUGCAGUGAGCUCUGCAGGGGCCGGCCCGCCGGCCGUGCUGGACCAGCUCGUCCACAUCCGAGAGAUCAUCGAGGCCCCCAAGAUCCGCGUCCCACGCCACCUUCGUCAGACCUACAUCCGUCAGGUGGGAGAGACUAUCAACCUGCAAAUCCCCUUCCAGGGGAAGCCGAAGCCUCAGGCCUCAUGGACCCAUGACAGCCACACCCUGGACAGCCAGCGGGUGAGCGUGCGCACCGGGGACCGGGACUCCAUCCUGUUCAUCCGCUCGGCCCAGCGCUCUGACUCGGGCCGCUAUGAGCUCACCGUGCAGCUGGAAGGCCUGGAGGCCAAGGCAGCCAUCGACAUCCUGGUGAUUGAGAAACCUGGACCCCCCGGCAGAAUCAAGCUGCUGGAUGUCUGGGGCUGCAAUGCUGCCCUGGAGUGGACACCACCGCAGGACACGGGCAACACAGAGCUGCUGGGCUACACGGUGCAGAAGGCGGACAAAAAGACAGGGCAAUGGUUCACAGUACUGGAGCGCUACCACCCGACCACCUGCACCAUCUCCGACCUCAUCGUCGGCAACUCGUACUCCUUCCGAGUCUUCUCUGAAAACCUGUGUGGACUCAGUGCCUCGGCCGCCGUCACCAAGGAGCUCGCCCACAUCCAGAAGGCAGAUAUGGCUGCCAAACCUAAAGGGUUUAUUGAGCGAGACUUUUCAGAAGCCCCCUCAUUCACCCAGCCCCUGGCUAACCACACUUCUACUCCUGGCUACAGCACUCAGCUGUUCUGCAGUGUCCGAGCAUCACCCAAGCCCAAGAUCAUCUGGAUGAAAAACAAGAUGAACAUCCAGGGAGAUCCCAAAUACCGCGCCCUCUCUGAGCAAGGGGUCUGCUCCCUGGAGAUUCGAAAACCCAGCCCCUUUGAUUCUGGGGUCUACACCUGCAAGGCCAUCAAUGUGCUGGGGGAGGCAUCCGUGGACUGCCGGCUGGAGGUCAAAGCCUCAGCCACACACUGAAGAGCAACGGGAGGAGGCUGUGAUGAGGAGACAGGUGCUGCUGGUCUGAGGGGUCAGGUCCCCCAGGUCGAGAAUCAGACUCCACAGAUACCCAAGACCCCCAUCUCCAUAGCGAUGGCUGGUGGAACUUCCCCUGGUACCUACUGGCCUCUCUCCCUAGAGACUGAAGUCCAGAGCUCAGGAGAGGGCCUGGCAGGCCCUGGGCCAGGCUUCCUGGGCACAGGGGCCCGAGAGUUGUAGAGACUGCCAUGACCUGCAGAGUUGUGCCCUGGGAGACAAGCACUCAAAUAAAGGUGUGUGGU
This is a messenger RNA of Galeopterus variegatus (Sunda flying lemur), 1751 nucleotides long. RefSeq names its product myosin binding protein H (gene MYBPH). NCBI's taxonomy places the organism in Eukaryota, Metazoa, Chordata, Mammalia, Dermoptera, Cynocephalidae. The record is from RefSeq and is a predicted model, not a curated record. Gene Ontology annotation, molecular function: protein binding. Bases 10 to 1449 code for a protein of 479 amino acids. The transcript has 11 exons.